GGGCAUGGACGAGAGGGCCGGCUGGCUGCGCGCUCUCGCCUCCGACGGGAGUCAGAGAUUCGGCGCUCACGAGGACCGGGCGCGCGCAGCCGGCACACGGGCGAAAGUCCUCCGAGGCGCGGCGGGAGGUGCCGAGGCACAGGCGCUGCUGUAGGAGUCGCGGCCAGCACCCUCGCUGCAGCGCCCGCUGCCGCCAGCGGUCCCCGCGCCCCCCGUGCCUCCCACGCACCAGGGGAGUCCGCCAACCCUCGCCUGCUCCCGCGGUGCGCGCGAUGGCCCCGCGCAAGAAUGCCAAGGGCGGCGGCGGCGGCGGCGGCGGCAACAGCAGCAGUAGUAGCGGCUCCGGCAGCAGCAGCGGCGGCGGCAGCAGCAGCCCAGGGGCCCGGAGAGACACAAAGCAUGGAGGACACAAGAAUGGAAAGAAAGGACUGUCUGGAAGUUCUUUUUUCACAUGGUUUAUGGUCAUCGCUUUGCUGGGGGUCUGGACGUCAGUAGCUGUUGUCUGGUUUGAUCUUGUUGAUUAUGAGGAAGUUUUAGGAAAAUUAGGAGUCUAUGAUGCUGAUGGCGAUGGAGAUUUUGAUGUGGACGAUGCCAAAGUUUUAUUAGGCCUUAAAGAAAGAUCUGCUUCAAAGCCAACAGUCCCACCAGAAGAAGCUGAGCCUUACCCUUGGCUGGAGGAACAGGUUCCCGAGGACACAGGACGUCAGCAUAUCGAAGAUGAAGUACAAGAAGAAAUUCAUUCCCCUCUGCAUGAAGCAGUAUACACGGAUCAUGCAGAAGACCUUCAACAGGAAGAAGACGGACCAGCAAGAGAACAGCAGCCAGAAGACGAUUUCCUUGUAGGAAGUGACGCGGAGGACAGAUUCGAGCCCCUGGAAACUGGGACAUUCCAGGAAGAAACUGAAAAUACUUACCAUGUAGAAGAGCCAGCUUCACAGGCCGAUAAUCAGGAUAUGGAAGAGACGACGUACGAACAGGAAAAUCCAGAUUCCAUUGAACCAGUAAUAGAUGAUGAUGAAAGAAUUUAUCCUGAUGCAGAUGAUGUAACAUAUCAAGACUAUGAUCAAAAAGUGUAUGAACCAUCGGACAGUGAAGGGAUAGAAAGUUCAGAUAAAGUAGAAGAUUCAAACAUAAUUUUAGAAGAAGUACGUGUGCCUCCAGCCGAAGAACAGCAGGAAAUACCACCAGAAACAAAUAGGAAAACAGAUGACCCAGGACGAAAAGAAAAAGUUAAGAAAAAGAAGCCUAAACUAUUAAAUAAAUUUGAUAAGACUAUUAAAGCUGAACUUGACGCUGCAGAAAAACUCCGUAAAAGGGGAAAAAUUGAGGAAGCAGUGACUGCAUUUGAAGAACUCAUUCGCAAGUACCCUCAGAGUCCACGGGCGAGAUACGGGAAGGCACAGUGUGAAGAUGAUUUGGCUGAGAAGAGGAGAAGCAAUGAGGUGCUGCGUAGAGCCAUCGAGACCUACCAAGAGGUGGCUGGCCUGCCAGAUGUCCCCGCAGACCUGGUGAAGCUGAGUUUGAAGCGGCGGUCAGACAGACAACAAUUUCUGGGUCACAUGAGAGGUUCUCUUGUUACCCUGCAGAAAUUAGUUCAACUAUUUCCUGAUGACACUUCCUUAAAGAAUGACCUUGGAGUGGGGUACCUCUUAAUAGGAGAUAAUGAUAAUGCCAAGAAGGUUUAUGAAGAGGUUCUGAAUGUGACACCUAAUGAUGGCUUUGCCAAAGUACAUUAUGGCUUUAUCCUGAAGGCACAGAACAAGAUUGCAGAAAGCAUUCCCUAUUUAAAGGAGGGAAUCGAGUCAGGGGAUCCUGGCACUGAUGAUGGACGGUUUUAUUUCCACCUGGGGGAUGCCAUGCAGAGGGUUGGGAACAAAGAGGCGUAUAAGUGGUACCAGCUUGGACACGAGAGGGGACAUUUUGCAUCCGUUUGGCAGCGUUCGCUCUACAACGUGAAUGGACUGAAAGCCCAGCCAUGGUGGACCGCAAGGGAAACGGGCUACACAGAAUUAGUGAAGACCUUAGAAAGAAACUGGAAGUUGAUCCGCGAUGAAGGCCUUUCAGUGAUUGAUAAAGCCAAGGGCCUCUUCCUAUCUGAAGAUGAAAACCUUAGGGAGAAAGGCGACUGGAGCCAGUUUACACUGUGGCAGCAAGGAAGGAAAAAUGAAAACGCCUGUAAAGGAGUUCCUAAAACCUGUUCUUUACUAGAUAAGUUCCCUGAGACAACAGGAUGCAGAAGAGGACAGAUCAAAUAUUCCGUCAUGCACCCAGGAACUCACGUGUGGCCGCACACGGGGCCCACGAACUGCCGGCUCCGAAUGCACCUGGGCCUGGUGAUUCCCAAGGAAGGUUGCAGGAUCCGAUGCGCCAACGAGACCAGGACAUGGGAAGAAGGCAAGGUGCUCAUCUUUGACGACUCCUUUGAGCACGAGGUGUGGCAGGACGCCACGUCUUUCCGGCUGAUAUUCAUCGUGGAUGUGUGGCACCCAGAGCUGACACCCCAGCAGAGACGUAGCCUUCCUGCAAUUUAGCAUGUCAUACAGUCUCAGGACACACGGGAGAAAGGCCGCCUUUCUGGUUCUGUCUCCUUGGGUGCGGGGCUGGGAAUUCAAACACCAAGGCCCUUAAUUCCCUUGAUUUUCGGCCUGAAAAUUUUUAAAUCUCCUCUUAGGGUUAGAAGACACUAAAGGGAAUAUUUGCCUCACUGCAAUUCACUUAGGAAAUACCCUGCUGUAUUUCUUCCCAUGACGGCACCAAUCUGGUGCCCGUAUUUCAGGUGAAUACAUGAUAGCUUCUACCUUGCCAGCCAAAGAUAUUUUUUCCAUUAAGAAUAGGCUAAAUCAGUGUACAUACAGUGAGAAUAUAUGUAGAAACUGUGAAUAGAUUGCUUUGGCUUGUAAUUUUUCUAUGCAAUUAUAUUUUUCUAGAGUAGCUAGAUGAUUUUGUCAUCACAUACCACUUUUUUGUUGUUGUUGUUAAUUUUAACGACAAGCUGUGUAAAUGCUUUACUUCUAGCUGUUUAAUGGCAACUUCCCUCAUGAACUGAGACUUCCCUCUUUUAAUUAUUUUUAGUCCAAUGCACUCAUGAAAAAAAGCAAUUUUAUUUUCCUACACAAAGAAGAAAGACAUAAUUAUGCCAGUCUCUAUGAACUGUACUGUUCCCUACCCAUCGAGUCUAUUUGCUUUCUUCAUCGAAAGCCAGUGUCUUAAUUUCUGUCCUCGCUAUGUGAAUGGAGGAGAUACUGUCGAAAUGACCGUUUCUAAGAGGAAGAUUUACACGAAAAAGGGACGUGGAAUUUUAUAUUGAGUUAUAAAAAUGCUACAUGAAAAAUUUUUUAAAUGCCAAGGAUUAAGUCUUGAGAAGAAAAAGUAAAAUUUCUGCAAGUAAAAGUUUCCUCUCGGGAUCUGGUAGGUAGGUGGCUGCUAGGACGUCUGGCCCCUGAUCCUUGUGCUGACGGGGUUGGAAUCCAGAGCAUCUUUGCCUACUGUGGGUCCACGUGAGUAACGGAGUCUUUGAGAGGAUUCCCAUCACAAUUUUGUAAAAAUAUGAAGGAUGGCAGAGUGGAAGACCCAAAAUGCCAGGAUUUUUGUCCUGAGCGUAGGAUGCUGAGAUUGCUUUCCCAUUUGAAAGAGUUUACAAGACACUUCCAGCUCCCUGGCUUGAGAAACCUUUGCCCUUUACACAUCACUUUGAAACAUUGCAAUUAUUAUCCACAGGGUAGCUUUAAUAUUAUCCACAGCAUAGAAAUAACAGUUGAAAAAUGAUCUUGCCUACUCUUUCCAAAGAUGGCCAGGUCAUUAAUUUAGAAUAUUAUGAACGCAUUAAAUUUUGUUUUCUAAAUUAAAGCUAAUCAGAAAUGUUAGUUGUAAGAAUGUAAUGUUAUUUGUGCACUGAAUUUUAAGCCAGUAUGAACAAAAAUGAUGAAAACUUGACACAUACGUUACCAAAUUUCAUUCACACGUAGAAAAAGCACUUGUGCUUUCUUUUCCAUUUAAGGUCAGAGGAGGAUGCUUUCUUUAUCUCAUUCUAAAAAAAAAAAAAAAAAAGUUCUUUAAAAUUGAAAUGGACCUCUUCUGCUUGUCCUUAAGCACAUUAGCUUCCAGAAGAGUUUGCAAAGUACUUUUUGUGUUCCCUUCUGUUUUGCCAAUAUUCAAAAGUCUCAGUAAAAUUGAUGAAGUAUGUGAGGAAAAAUAUCAAAAUUCAUUACCAAAGUGCAGGAAAAAAAGCAAACUCUUGAAAAAUAAAAAAAAGGUAUCUGUGUCCUUCAGUAUUUAUUGAACAAAGGAAAUGACCAACAAAGGACAAUACAAUCCAUUGCUCAUGUGAUAACAUUCAUGUCACUUAUCAAAUUUGGUUCUCGUAUGUUCAUACACGUUAAGAUAUUGAAAGUAUAAGUUGUCAUUUUUGUACCAUCAUCUUACAUUCAUGUAAUGAAAUUAUGGAAUAGAGUAAAAACUAGCUCUUAACUUAGUAAUUAUAAUAUGGUAGUUAAAAUCAGGUCACUACAGGAGGAUUCUAAAUAGUGCCAAUUGAAAAGCCAGAAUCAUUAUUACUGUUGCAAAGGGUUGGCAUUAAUGGCCUCCAAGAGCAUUUUAAAUAGUUGGAUUCCACAACUGUCUUAUAAACCCAAGUAAUAAAAUGGGUUUUCUAAUUCACUUUAA
This is a messenger RNA of Pteropus alecto (black flying fox), 4662 nucleotides long. RefSeq names its product aspartate beta-hydroxylase (gene ASPH). The transcript has 25 exons. Gene Ontology annotation, cellular component: membrane; endoplasmic reticulum. Bases 273 to 2531 code for a protein of 752 amino acids. Gene Ontology annotation, biological process: peptidyl-aspartic acid hydroxylation. Gene Ontology annotation, molecular function: protein binding; peptidyl-aspartic acid 3-dioxygenase activity. The record is from RefSeq and is a predicted model, not a curated record. NCBI's taxonomy places the organism in Eukaryota, Metazoa, Chordata, Mammalia, Chiroptera, Pteropodidae.